Molecule: messenger RNA, 1641 nt
Organism: Seriola dumerili (greater amberjack)
Lineage: Eukaryota; Metazoa; Chordata; Actinopteri; Carangiformes; Carangidae
Gene: cenpu
Product: centromere protein U-like
Exons: 14
Cellular component (GO): nucleus
Source: RefSeq, a predicted model, not a curated record
GGAAGCUGUUCGCGCAACGGAGUGUUUACAAAAGAGCUUUGUUAUUAUAGCUGUAGUUGUUCCAAAUGAGUGCAAAAAAGGGCAGAAAAGCCAAGGUGCCCCCAGUGCCACCACAUGAGAGUGAAAAAACCUCUGCUAUGGAUUCUCCCAACCUGUCUGUGAUAGACAAAGCCAGCUUCCUGGAGGGACUACAGUUAAAUUAUGGUAACCCUCUGCACAGCACUGCCAUGGAGGAAGAUUUAAAUGUCUCCGAGGAGGGACAGAUGGACAAAGCAAAAGCAGGAAGAAAGGAGGUUCCUGAGACAUUGAAGACCACUGCUAAACAGCGUGGAGCUGCGGUGAAGAGAAAGGAGACAGCGACAGAUAAAGAGAAUGUCAAGGAAGAGGAGGAGACGAAAAAGAGGAGUAGGAGAAGUACUGCAGAGAAGGUCAAAGCCAGGCCAGAGAAGGGAGAAGUAAGAAAGAAAAAGAAGGGAGAACCUCAAGUUGAAAGAGCAGAGUCAGGUGCUCAUGCCAUCCUCCAAACAAGUAAUCAACCUACCCCAAAAGCCGCCAGGAAGAAGCCUGCCAAGAAGAGGAGUGCUGGAAAGACCUUUGCAGCAAGGCCAUUGAAAAAUCAGCAGAUGAAGAAGGACAUGAAGAGAAAGAGUGAACCUAGUAGUGGAAACCCUCAGUCACAGGACUCUGACACUGACACCGCCCAGCAGAGCCGCAAGAGAGUGCUGUCCUCUGAUGAAGAGGUGGACGAAGACACGAGUUGGGCCCCAAGUCCAAAGAAGGACAAAUUUUAUAGUUAUGGCAGAACUAGAAAGUCUUCGUCUGAUAGGUCUAAAUCCAGAAAGUCUUCAUCAGGCAGUGCAUCUACAGAGGCGGAAAACGCCAACACCGACAAACAGAGGAGGGAGAGACGUGGUCGUCAGGGAGGAACAGAUUUAGAGGUGGUGCUGGAUGCCUUCCUGGAUUUCUGUGACCAGUACAAGGAGUCUGUGGAGUCUAAAGCAGUCAAACACUCCAUUGAUUCUUUCUCCUCCAAUGUGCAAGAGCAACUCUUGGAAAAGAUCUCUUCAUACAAGGAGCUCAGGGUUCUGAAAAGGGAAAAUACCAAGGUGGCUCACUAGAUUCGCACAAAGACACAGAGACUGUUCGAUGCCAAGCAUGAGCUGAUGAGGACAGAGAGACAGGUGUGGCUUCUACAGAAGGAAAAGGCGGAACUCAAACUCCGACUAGCUGAUCUGAAACGAAGCCGUGCCUUCCUCCAUGACAUCAGAGAGCUCAACCAGCAGUACCUGGACCACCGACACAAACACCCCAAAGAGAAAGAGACGUACGGGGCGUCCAGUUUACCGGCUCUGCUACUGGAGACAAAGCAUGUUCAGUCGGCAGAGCAUCAGCUGAGAGGAAUUAAUAACCGAAUGGAAAAAAGACUGAAGAAGAAUGGGACUUGUAAAUAAUGUGCUAUGGCAAGAUGGCACACACACACAAAUGCACAGAGGUUAAAGCCUCUCUAAGCAUGUAUUAUAUAUGUAACAUAUUAUAAGAAAUCCUGAGGCUGUUGGAAUUUUUUUUAAGGCCAGAGGCAUCUUGAUAUUUUGGAUUGGAUUGGAUUUCGAUUCAGAUUUCGUAAAUCAUCCAACAUUUUGA